AUGGCUUCAACCACAAAGUACGUCCCAGCGCCGACUCAGGACCCUGACGAAGCUUCGCGCUACACGCAGGCACCCCCCGCCUACCAAGCCGAAGCCAGCGCCGCCUCCGACACGGAUCGUCUCUUUGGCGGCGGUUCCCCUCGCCGCAGCGAGGACGACAUCCCGGAUGACUUCAAGUACGGCGGCUCAGUAGCAGAGGCCACGAUCGACAUCCGCAACCAGUUCAUCCGCAAGGUCUACGCGAUCCUUACCGUCCAGUUACUUGUCACCGGCGGCGUCUCCACCAUCAGCUUCCUCAACGAUGGCUACAAGGCCUGGAUCCAGGCCCACCCGGGCUUGGUCUUCGGCUCCCUUCUCGGUGCCAUGGUCAUGAUGCUCCUCACCUUCUGGAAGCGCAAGUCGUACCCGACUAACCUCCUUUUCCUUUCGGCCUUCACACUCAUGGAGGCCUACUCCAUCUCCGUCAUCGUCUCCUUCUACAAAGUCGGCCUCGUCCUCAAUGCCCUCUUCCUCACUGCGGGCAUCUUUAUCUUCCUUACCGCUUUCGCCUGCCAGACCAAGUAUGACUUCACCUCCUGGGUCCCUUACCUCGGCGGCGCCCUCUGGGCUCUUGUUAUCUUCAGUUUCAUGUACAUGUUCUUCCCUAGCAGCUCCACCGGCGAGCUCGUCUACGGUGGCAUCGCCGCACUCAUCUUCAGCGCCUACAUUCUUGUCGACACCCAGCUCAUCAUGCGCCACCACCAUGUCGAGGAGGAGAUUGCGGCCUCCAUCAGUCUGUACCUUGACAUCAUCAACCUGUUCUUGGCCAUUCUGCGCAUCCUGAACAGCCAAGAGAGCAACUAA
Messenger RNA from Colletotrichum graminicola M1.001, 843 nucleotides. RefSeq lists its product as uncharacterized. The record is from RefSeq and is a predicted model, not a curated record. The transcript has 3 exons. Lineage: Eukaryota; Fungi; Ascomycota; Sordariomycetes; Glomerellales; Glomerellaceae. Gene Ontology annotation, cellular component: membrane. Bases 1 to 843 code for a protein of 280 amino acids.